ACUUCAACUAUCUCUCCUCUGCAGGAGGAGUCCCUCCCAGAGGGGAUGAGACGCUGAAAAGAUGCCGGCAGUGAGACGGGUUCAUCCAGACAUGAGCGUUCAGGGUCCAGAGUCCUGCUCCUCCUGCUCCUCCUGCUCCUCCUGCUCCUCCUGCUCCUGCUCCUCCCUUUAGCCAACAUGAGGAAGCCGUUCCCUACGAACUCUUCAUGAUCCUCUUGAACUUUUCAGAGCCGAUCCAAGUUCAGUGAAACCGCCUCGGAUAUCUCAGAGGAAGGAUGGAGGGCGGGAGGAAGGGAACGAGGACGCAGGGAACGAGGACGCAGGGAACGAGGACGCUCCCUAGGACGCUCCCGGGGAUCCUCCCGAGGACGCUCCUGAGGAUUCUGGGAUUGUUCUGCUUGUGGAUUACAGCUCAGGCUCAGAUGAAGAUCCCACCGGAGACGGUGCAGCAGUGGGCCGCCGUGUUCUCCGUUCAGCUUCGAGACCUCACCACCAAAUACUCCGGUUCCCUGCUGCUGCAGAAGAAACUGAAGGACGUGGAGUCCAUCAUUAAGAUCGUGGAGUUGGAUGGAAGCGACCUGGUGAAGGAUUACUCUGACGAAAUCGAGCGAAUGUUGGGAAGCAAAAUGAAGUCGGUGAAGAGGUUGGCGGAGUCGGCCGAAGACGCAGAUCUGUACCACGAUUACAACGCUACCAUGAAGUUUGAUUACUACAACUCCAUGGUGAUCAACUCGGUGGACGAGGACGGGAACAACCUGGAGCUGGGCGGAGACUUCCCCCUGGAGGAGAACGAGCACUUCAACAAGCUGCUGGUGAACACGCUGCUGAGCGACAUCCAGAUCCCCACCAACGUCUACAACAAAGACCCGAACAUCCUCAACGCCAUCUACAACUCGGAGGCGCUGAACGACGUCUUCAUCGGUAACUUCCAGAAGGAUCCCACGCUCACCUGGCAGUUCUUCGGCAGCUCCACGGGCUUCUUCAGGAUUUAUCCCGGUAUUAAAUGGACUCCAGACUCCAACGGUGUGGCAGCGUUCGACUGCAGGAACAGAAACUGGUACAUCCAGGCCGCCACGUCUCCCAAAGACAUCAUCAUCAUGGUGGACAUCAGCGGCAGCAUGAAGGGGCUGAAGAUGACCAUCGCCAAACACACCAUCAACACCAUACUGGACACACUGGGAGAGAACGACUUCGUCAACGUCAUCGCUUACACUGACUAUGUUCGGUACGUGGAGCCGUGCUUCAAAGGAACUCUGGUUCAGGCCGACUUAGACAACAGAGAGCACUUUAAGCAGCUGGUGGACGAGCUGCACGUUAAAGGAGAAGCCAAAAUCAAGAACGCCAUGAAGGAGUCCUUCAAGAUCCUCAACGAGGCGCGGGCCAGUGGGCGGGGCAGCAUGUGUAACCAGGCCAUCAUGCUCAUCACAGAUGGAGCCAUGGAGGACUUCGAGUCCGUCUUCGAGGAGUUCAACUGGCCCGAGCGCCGGGUGCGAGUCUUCACCUACCUGAUCGGCAGAGAGAUGACCUUCGCCCAGAACACCAAGUGGAUCGCCUGCAACAACAAAGGUUUCUAUACACACAUCUCCACGCUGGCUGACGUGCAGGAGAACGUGAUGGAGUACCUGCACGUGCUCAGCCGGCCGAUGGUCAUCAACCACGACCACGACAUCAUCUGGACGGAGGCCUACAUGGACACCGUGCUCUUCACCACCAAAGCUCAGAGUCUGCUGCUCAUGACCUCGGUUGCGAUGCCGGUCUUCAGCAAGAAGCAGGAAACGCUGUCCCACGGGAUCCUGCUGGGUGUGGUCGGCACCGACAUCCCGCUGAUGGAGGUCAUGAAGCUGGCGCCCAGAUACAUGCUGGGAGCUCACGGCUACGCCUUCCUCAUCACCAAUAACGGCUACAUCCUGGCACACCCUGACCUCCGACCUCUGUACAAAGAUGGAAAGAAAUUGAAGCCGAAGCCGAACUACAACAGUGUUGAUCUGUCUGAGGUGGAGUGGGAGGACACGGAGGAGAAGCUCAGGACCUCCAUGGUGAGAGGAGAGACCGGCUUCAUCCGGCAGAGCAUCAGAGCUUCAGUGGACAAAAAGAAGCGACCUCUGUUCCUCGUCAACGACUAUUUCUACACAAACAUCGACGAGACUCCUUUCAGCUUCGGCAUGGUGCUGACUCGAGGUCACGGCCGCCUCAUGUUCAUCGGAAACGUGUCCGUGGAGGAAGGUUUGCACGACCUCACCUCGCCCGACCUCAGCAUCGCCGCCGAGUGGACGUACUGCGAGACCGACAUCGACCCGAGUCACCGCAAAUACUCUCAGCUUCAGGCCGCCAUCCGCUACCUGCUGGGGCUGGAGCCCGACCUGGAGUGCGACGAGGUGUUGCUGCAGCAGACGCUGUUCGACGCCGUGGUGACGGCGCCGCUGGAAGCCUACUGGAACGCCCUGAUGCUCAACGACAGGGUGGAGCCGGGGUUGGAGACGGCCUUCCUCGGUACUCGUGCCGGCCUGAUGAGGAUCAUGAGAUACGCAGGAGUGGAGACCAGAGUGGCAAAACGGUUUCUGACGGCGGGCGACAAAGACAACCUGUUCACCGUGGACCACUUCCCUCUGUGGUACCGCCUGGCCGUGGAGAACCCUCCGGGCAGCUUCUACUACUACCCCGUCCACGACAAAGGAGUGAAGUACGUGAUCGCGGCGACGGCGGUGACGGUGUCCUCCGAGGGGAAGACGGCGAUGGCCGGCGCUAUCGGGGUGCAGAUGUCCUUGGAUUUUCUGGAGAAGUUGUUAUGGGCCAUCGCCAAGCAGCCCAGCGACACAGACUGUUCAGCCAUCGAAGGCGUGUGUCCUCUCAGCUGCGAGAGCGCUGAUCUGAACUGUUUCCUGGUCGACAACAACGGCUUCGUUGUGCUUUCCAAAGAGAGGAACGAGGUCGGGCGUUUCUUCGGCGAAGUGGACGGUUCAGUGAUGGCGUCGCUCAUCAAGAUGGGAAUGUUCAAAAAGGUGUCGCUGUUCGACUACCAGGCGAUGUGUAAGAACAGCCAUCACCACGCCAGCAGCGGGCGCCGCCUCCUCAGCCCGUUUCACAGCCUGGCCGCGUUGACGAGGUGGUUCUUCUCCAACGCUCUGAUGUUCCUGCUGGACUUCAACCUCUGUGGACUCUGGCACUCCGACUACUUUGUGGACGCCAAAGCCGGCUAUCACACCAGUCACAAGCAGAAGAAGGUGGAUGCCCUGCAGCCCUGUGACACGGCGUAUCCCGGCUUCAUGUACGACUCUUCAGUCAGAGAAGCAAACAGCCUCAUCAAGUGUGGACGCUGCCAGAAGAUGUUCGUGGUGCAGCAGGUCCCUGACAGCAACCUGGUGAUGGUCGUCACUCAGGCCGACUGUGACUGUUCCCGUCAGUACGGACCGAUCCUGCUGGAGGCCAAAGAGAUCAAAUAUAACGCCACGGUGAAGUGCAACCGCAUGAAGUCCCAGAAGGUGCGGCGGCGCCCGGAGUCGUGCCACGCCUACCACCCGAAGGAAGAUGCGAAGGAAUGCGGGGGGCGUCGGCCAUCUUCCCGUCGCUCUGCGUCUCCUCCUUCUCUCUGCUCGCCUCCACGCUGCUCCGCCAUUGGACGUAAAGAAUGGACCAAUGAGGACGCUCCGUGGGAGGCGACGGCGGAGAAGGAUUUAUUAAAAGAAAUAAUUAACGUUGAGCCAAAAAAGAUGAUUUUCUUUCGUUCGAACGGUGAAAGGAAAAAAACUCUGAACGCAACGUUGAGUCCGACGGACGGAAACGAAGAAUGUUUGAUACAAAUGUUCAAAGAAGUCGAGUUUUACAUUCAAGUGAUUUACAAUUUAAAAAAAACUAUUUUAAAUGAGGCUUCAGCUUCAAAAGUGGCAAACUGUAAGAUUUUCAUUUAGAUAAAUGCCAUUAAAGGGUUAAAAUAUUUAUAUAUUUUCAGUUUUACGCGAUUCUGAAGGAACCAGGACUGACAGCUGAAGGAGGUCAAAGGUCAACAGAGAACCCAGUGGCUGAAUGUGGAAAAGGACCCUUAUUAAUUUAGUGUCCAUCAGAUGAUUAUAGGAGAGGUUCCUGGAAAUCAAAGAAAAAGGAUUUUAUUUUUCAAAAAAGGAAAUUCAGGAAUUUGUUUUGGGAAUCGAAUCAAAAGAAUUAAAUUAAAAUAAAGUAACGUUUAGUUUUUAGCGAUCUAAUUUACUUAUAAGCCUUCUUCUGAGCUGUAAAAUCACCAAAUUAUUAUAACUCUUCCCACUGGGUUCUUUUCAUGUUUCAUCUGUUGGAAUAAAUCUAAAUAAUUCACAAAUAGACAUUUGCUCCGGUUCAUCAGGGUUUAGUUCCUGAUCAAUAAUUCUGAUUAUUAGUGUUCUGACUGUUUAACUGCUGAAGAGAUUCAGGAGACUAACAAGCUUCUUAAAAAACGUAACCGCUAAUGUGGCUAACCGCUAAUGUGGCUAAGUGCUAACGUGGCUAACUGCUAACGUGGCUAACGGUUUCCUGGAUCUCUUCAGAGUAAAGGUGAUCAUUAUUAUCGUUAUCAAACAUGCAGCUCUUAUAUUUGAAACUGUAUUCUUUUAAAUUUUGAUAUAAAGAAUGUUUAUUGAUUCUGUAUCCUGACUUUAAUUUAUUCAUUUCAGAAGUUCA
This is a messenger RNA of Cyclopterus lumpus (lumpfish), 4644 nucleotides long. RefSeq names its product voltage-dependent calcium channel subunit alpha-2/delta-4-like. NCBI's taxonomy places the organism in Eukaryota, Metazoa, Chordata, Actinopteri, Perciformes, Cyclopteridae. Gene Ontology annotation, molecular function: voltage-gated calcium channel activity. The record is from RefSeq and is a predicted model, not a curated record. Gene Ontology annotation, cellular component: voltage-gated calcium channel complex.